CUGAUACUCAUCUCAACGCUGGGUACUCAGGUUUACUCUGCUCUAUUCACCCAUUUCUGCACAUAUCAAAGCUGACCCCAGUCUCUUGUGAAGUCGGGAAAACACUCUGCCAUGUAAAAUAUUAACCUGUCUUAGUCACAGUCCUGGGAAAUCCCACCACGGAGUCAGAGUCAUUCAGCCAAAAGGGAAACCACAGGAAGACAUUCAUCAGGUCUCCACUCAGCUAAAUGAGCUGUGGUGACUGUGGAUUUCUUCUCAGAAGACUUCAAACUAAAAGCAUCACCCAGAGUAAUCAGUAAGGAUGAUUUCAGCGGACCAACUUCGUUUAAAUACAGAGGACAAUAAUCCUGAUACUUCAACAGACUUAAAUGGCGCAGAAAAUAAUCCUGAACAUGGUGUCCCCAGUCUUCCCCUGGAGGAGUGGAGAAUCAUGCUGCUUGGGAAGAGCGGCUCAGGGAAGAGCUCGGCGGCCAACACCAUCCUCGGCGAAGAGCUGUUCAAGUCAGACAUGAAGCUGUCCAGGGUCACACAGUUCUGUGAGAAGAAGACCAAGGACGUCCACGGCAGGCCCGUGGCAGUGAUCGACACUCCUGGUCUGUUUGAGACCAGACGCUCUGAGAAGGAAGUUGUUCGAGAGAUCCUGCAAAGUGUCUCCCUCUACAGGCCUGGUCCUCACGUGUUUGUGGUGGUCAUCCCCAUAGGCCGCUUGACACUGGAGGACAAGGGCACCAACAGUCUGAUAGAGAGCACGUUUGGCAAGGGGGUUUGGGACUUCACCAUUGUGCUGUUCACCCAUGGCGACAAGCUGGAGGGCAAGACCCUGAAUGACGUCAUAGCCAGCGGCGACGAGGACCUCCGAGAGUUCAUCCGCAGGUGCAGCGGAGGAUUCCUGGUCUUCAACAACAAGGACAUGGGAGACCGGGAGCAGGUGGCCAAGCUCCUGGAGAAGGUGGAGACCCUGGUGGCCCUGAACGGCAACCAGUGCUACAGGAACAACCUGUACCCCAAGCAAGAGAGGGGGAUCAGGGAGAGGCAGGAGAGCAUCUUGGCCGAGAGGGAUAAAGACAUCGCACGCCGAGAGAGAGCACUGGAGGAGCAAUACAAUGGAGAGGAGCUGGACAGACAGAGGAGGGAACUCUGGAGGAAAGAGGAGGCAGAGGCGAGAAGAUUGUCACAGGUCUUGCCAAUGAAAACUCAAGUGGGAGUAAUCAUCUUGAUAUCCUUGGUGUCUAUGGCGAUAUUUGGACCAUUCGGCCUGCUAAUAGGCAUUUUUCUUGGCAUAUUCACUUUGGUCGCAAGGGUUUGAUAUGCACAUGUGCACAGAUGUGCAUGCACACACACACACACACACACACACACACACACACACACACACACACACACACACACAC
This is a messenger RNA of Engraulis encrasicolus (European anchovy), 1391 nucleotides long. Its product is annotated as GTPase IMAP family member 7-like. The transcript has 5 exons. The coding region runs from base 302 to 1306 and encodes 334 amino acids. NCBI's taxonomy places the organism in Eukaryota, Metazoa, Chordata, Actinopteri, Clupeiformes, Engraulidae. The record is from RefSeq and is a predicted model, not a curated record. Gene Ontology annotation, molecular function: GTP binding.